AUGGUGCGUUUACCUAUGGCCACGUCACUGCCUCACCUGCGCACCUCUGCCCUCCACAAAGAGAAGAGUUUUCACCCAGGAGCACGACCCUCUUGGCCCACCAGCCCACCUCUGCCCUGGGUUCUGAUCAUAACCAUUCUGCACGACCCAUCAACAGCAUUCUUUGCUCAAACGGCUAAUACUAGUGUUGCAGCAGAGCCUCAGGUCACCGCUUUCCCUGGCUCCAUCGUUUCUCCUCAACAGUCUCAGGCAUACCUCCUCAGCCCGGCACUUUGCAGCAGCAGGCCCCCAUCAUGGAACGGAUCACCCAACCACAGCUGGCCCCUCGAUGAACACAACAUUGGACAGUAA
This is a messenger RNA of Knipowitschia caucasica, 351 nucleotides long. Lineage: Eukaryota; Metazoa; Chordata; Actinopteri; Gobiiformes; Gobiidae. The record is from the annotation of a GenBank genome assembly.